GAAAAUACACGAGUGCACCCGAAAACCGAAAACAACGUGCUCCCGAGGCGUCCAUCCAUGCGGCUGAGGCUUUUAAACUAAUUUUUUCUUGCCGAUCAACUCAAAUUACUCACAUUUACGAUGGUAAAUUGCAAGGAGAAAAAGAAAACGAAGAGCAAGAAUGGCAAAAAGCAGAUUCUCACCAUCUCCCAAGAAGUGGAGUUCGUCCAAAAGCUGGCUGACAACGAUGUCCGCAUGCGGGACCGUGCCUUGAAAAAGUUGAAACGCUGGUUGCAGGACAAGACAAAGUCUGAUGGCACUUUUUCCAAGGAGGACAUGAUGAUUCUUUGGAGAGGACUGUUCUAUUGCAUGUGGAACUCAGACAAACCUAUCAUUCAGGAAGAGCUCUGUGAUAACAUGGCCUCUCUGAUUAACAGCAUUCAGAAUGACAGGGACGUCAUUCUGUUCAUUGAAGGAUUUUUGCUGACCGUGCGUUACGAGUGGAUGAAUAUUGACAGUUUCCGUCUUGAUAAGUACAAAAUGCUCGUUAGGAGAGUGCUGCGUCUAAUGCUGUCCAGGAUUUCACUGGAUGACUGGAAACUAGUCAGCAUCUUUGGAGACUUGAUUUGGGACAAGAUUCUCAAUCCAGACAAAACUCCUCCACCACCAAUUGGACUUUCUUUGCAUAUUUGCGAAAUUUUCUUCCAAGAAGUGGCUAAGAAUUCCAAAACCAAUGAUGUAACUCAGAUGGCUGUGGAAGCGCUUCUCAAGCCCUUCAUUAUAUGUUUGGCUACUAACUCGACUGAUUCUCGGUUGCGUGAUGCAAUUGACGAGUCCGUUCUUGGCUAUUUGAUUGACCAGUCUGAUGUUGGCAUUGAGCAGAGUGAAAAAAUCAAUGCUUGGAAACUUAUGGGCUGCCCUGCUAUAACUUUGGACCAAAUUGAGAGAGAUGAGGCCGAAGCUGAGGAUGAAGAAAAUGGAAGUGAUAGUGAUGAGGAUGUUGAUGCUGAAAAUCUAUUGGAUCCGAGAGCUGGUCAGAUGGAUGUAGAACUGCCUCAGCUUGAUUUUGACUAUGCUAAGAUGGCCAGCAUGAUUGAGAAGUUCUCUCAAGUAAAGAACUUAAAUUCAAAAGCAAAGAAAGCCGUGAAAGCUGCAGCUAAAAAAUUCUGGGAUUUGGCCAAAGAUGUCCACCCCGUUCCAUUUGAAGUUCCUGUGAAAGAGGAGGAUGUGAAAAUUCUCAGUAGGAAGCCUAGAAAUUCCACUAAAAGGGCUGCCGAGUCCUUGAUGAAGUUUGAGGAAGACCUGUUCAAAGACACUGGUAAAAUGCAUAAGAUGAACAGAAAUAAAUCCAAUGUGUGUGAUGAGAGCAAAGAAUCACCCCCACAAGUUGAGCUUGUGAAACAGAAGAAGACUCCUAAAAUACUCAGCCCUAAGGCUGAAGAGCCUCCUGUGAAAAGGCGCAGGAAGCGGUCUUCGUUGGGGCCAAUUGGCAACUGGGAAGUCACAGAGGUUGGCAACUGGACAGUUACAGAGGUGGGCAGCAUGUUGGUCACAUCCCCUGGCAAUGUGGGCCAUUGGAAUGUGAGUGUUGUCAAUGAGAAGGUACCUGAGGAGCAGUCUACGCCCUCUUCGGGUGACAAUGAUUGGAGCAAACCUUUGAAAGAUGGCGAGUACGAGUUCUUCGUAGCUCCGAAAAAAUCUCCUAAGAGACGAAGCCUUUACAAAGCACCCCCAGAUGAAGAAAUACUGGCUGAAAAGCACUCGCCAACAGAUAUAGGUAAAGAAAAUUUUCAACGCUCACCAAUGAUGUUUGUAUUCAAUGCAAAAGGUCCAAUCAUAGACGAAAGCCCCAAGUCGAGGAGGAUGGAGACCAAAGAAGCUGUUGAUGAAUCAAACUCUCCUUCAACUCCCAUCAGGAAGGCCAGGGUGUCUUUACCUGCUAACACAAGGGCUUCAGAACUCAUCAAAUGUGCAAAAACUUCUAGACCUAGAAAUAGCUUGCUUUUACCAGCCCUGACCAACAGUGCUCAAAGGAAGAGAGUCAGUAUCUGCCUUGAUCGCAACAAAGCCCAGGAGGUUCAUGAGUAUGUUCAGCAACUGCGAAGCAGCCCCAACAAUCCCCAUGACAGUGAGAAGAAACCUGUGCAGGGCUUACUGAAGGGAUCGCCCGUACCGUUCAAGAGAAUGAUGGAAAAAUUCAAAAAUAAUAUUUAAUUUUCAGCAUUGUUUCCAACUUUUUACCAAUGCUUAGUGGAGAAUUCAAGCAUAUGUGUAGAGAAUUUGCUGAUUAAACAAGAUAUUUUUAUUUUAAAUUAAA
Molecule: messenger RNA, 2296 nt
Organism: Neocloeon triangulifer
Lineage: Eukaryota; Metazoa; Arthropoda; Insecta; Ephemeroptera; Baetidae
Product: ribosomal RNA processing protein 1 homolog
Exons: 12
Coding region: 121-2193 (690 amino acids)
Biological process (GO): rRNA processing
Cellular component (GO): preribosome, small subunit precursor; nucleus; preribosome, large subunit precursor
Source: RefSeq, a predicted model, not a curated record